GCCGGGACAGCGCCGGCCCGACCUGCGGCGGCCGCUGCCCGCUGGAGCCUCUCCGGGACAGAUCAGUUAUUUCAAGAUGUUUUUCAUGCUGUGAGCCUGGUGUGGGAGAAGAAUAUCUAUGGAAUUAAUUCAGCUGGAUUGAAAGUGAAUCAGAAUGGCUGCUGUCAUCUCAGAUAGUCCUCCGAACCCAAGCUGCAAAAUCAUGACUUUUAGGCCUUCAAUGGAUGAAUUCAGGGAAUUCAACAAAUACUUAGCGUACAUGGAAUCACAGGGUGCUCAUAGGGCUGGAGUUGCAAAGGUUAUCCCACCAAAGGAGUGGAAGCCAAGAAAACAUUAUAAUGAUAUUGAAGAUUUGGUGAUUCCUGCUCCAAUUCAACAGAUAGUCACUGGCCAGUCGGGGCUUUUCACACAGUACAACAUUCAGAAAAAGCCCAUGACAGUGAAGGAGUUCAAGCAGCUGGCCAACAGUGACAAAUACUGCACCCCAAGAUACACAGAUUAUGAAGAUCUGGAGCGUAAAUACUGGAGGAACUUGACUUUUGUGGCACCAAUUUAUGGAGCAGAUAUCAAUGGGAGCAUUUAUGAUGAAGGUGUUAAGGAAUGGAAUAUUGCCCAUCUUAAUACAAUAUUGGAUGUUGUAGGAGAAGAGUGUGGAAUUUCUAUCGAGGGUGUAAAUACACCAUAUCUGUAUUUUGGCAUGUGGAAAACGACAUUUGCAUGGCACACUGAAGACAUGGAUCUCUACAGUAUUAAUUAUCUCCAUUUCGGGGAGCCAAAGUCAUGGUAUGCUAUUCCUCCGGAGCAUGGGAAACGGCUUGAAAGACUGGCUCAAGGUUUCUUCCCGAGCAGCUCUCAAGGAUGUGAUGCUUUUCUUCGCCACAAGAUAACUCUGAUUUCUCCAUCAAUAUUGAAAAAUUAUGGAAUUCCUUUUGGCAAGGUUACACAAGAGGCAGGAGAAUUUAUGAUCACUUUCCCAUAUGGAUACCAUGCAGGAUUUAACCAUGGAUUUAACUGUGCAGAGUCAACAAACUUUGCCACCAUUCGAUGGAUUGAUUAUGGGAAAGCAGCAAAAUUGUGCACUUGUAGGAAAGACAUGGUGUCAAUAUCCAUGGAUAUCUUUGUGAGGAAGUUUCAACCAGACAGGUACCGGCUGUGGAAACAAGGCAAGGAUUUAUAUACCAUUGAUCAUACGAAACCAACACCUGAAUCAACACCUGAAAUAAGGACCUGGCUACAGAGAAGAAAGAAAAUACAGAGCUUUCCGAAGAGCUCCCAGCACCCCAGAUCUCGAUCUAGAAAGCUUAAAACUCCAGAGGACAAGAGAGUAUCUGCUGAUGCAGAAAUCAUCGUGACUGAAGCAGCUACUGCUGGCUUCAAGGUCAGUGAAGAACCUGAAAAAAAAGGGAGAGUGAUAAACACAGGAGUGCCUUCUGGGGAAGAAGAAAACAGUAGUAGAAUGCAGCUGGAUCAACAUUUGUUGGAUCAUGUCAAGGUUGCAGGAAGCCUCACUUCAGACUCAGUUUUGAACCCUAUUCCUGUAAAAGAGAGAACAAAAAUGGAAGAUGAGGACAUACAGUACCAUAAAGCAGAGGGACAAACUGCUGAAGCAGAAAAUCCAGAUAAACAGCAAAGUGUCUUGAUAGAGGAUGAUAUCAGCAACUUAGAAAGCUGUGGAAGUAGUUUGAAACAUGAAGAAGUGCCCGUUGUAAAAAAGGAUGAAGAAGAUGGCAUGGAAACAUGUAGUUCAGAGGAAGUUGCAAGAAAGAACAUAUCUAAGAGUUGGCGUCAUCCACUAAAUAAACCACCAGCUAGAUCUCCCAUGACUUUGGUUAAACAGCAAGCAACUAGUGAUGAAGAACUGCCUGAGACUACCUUAAUUGAAGAGAAAGUUCAAGAGACAGAGGCAUGGGCCAGGCCUCUGGUCUACCUUUGGCAGACAAGAGAACCCAAUUUCAGUGCUGAAAAAGAAUACAAUGCAGCUUGUGCGAAAAAGGAACCUCACUGUGCCAUUUGUACUCUUCUCAUGCCAUACUAUAAGCCAGACAAUCAUGAUGAAGAAGGUCCUACUUUCAGGGAAGCAAACUCAGCAGGAACACUGAUGGCAGAAAAUGAAAAGACUAAACCUCUUAUUCCAGAGAUGUGUUUUAUUUAUAGUGAAGAAAACACUGAAAACUAUCCAUCAAAUGCCUUUGUUGAAGAAGAUGGAACAAGUCUUCUGAUAUCCUGUGCAAAGUGUUGCAUACGGGUUCAUGCAAGUUGCUAUGGUGUUCCUUCUCAAGAAAUCCAUAAUGAAUGGUUGUGUUCGCGAUGCAGAAAAGAGGCCUGGACAGCUGAAUGUUGUCUCUGCAAUUUGAGAGGUGGUGCAUUGAAGCAAACUACUGACAAAAAGUGGGCACAUGUAAUAUGUGCAAUUGCCAUCCCAGAAGUCAGAUUUGGUAAUGUCACAGAGCGUACUCCGAUAGACACUAGCAGAAUACCUUUGCAAAGGUUAAAAUUGGUAGUUGUAGAGAGUGAUAAGGUUCCCGCUGAGCCUCCUUUUCUCCAGGCUGAACAACUCCAGCUGCUCCAAAUAAAAGUUGCUCUCCAGACCUUUCACAGCUCUUCUAUUGCCCUUCUCUGGACUUGCUUUAGCACCUCAAUGGCCUUCUUGGAGUGAGGGACGCAAAACUGAACACUUGUAUUUUUUCCUUCAGUGAAAAGAAUAUUGCUUAUAGGGCUUAGUGCUUUUUCAGUUCUUGAUGCCUCCUUCAAUUAUAAAAUGACAUCGAACCACUACAGGUUGUAUUACGCUGUGUAUGCGCUUAUAGUCUCCUGCCAGUACAUGGCUGUUUAGAAACAGAGUACUUGCCUUCCUGAACACUGCUUUUUAAAGUAAAAGAGUUUGUAUAUUUGAGUGGAAUGAAUGUUGUGAAAAAGAAAUUCAGCUGAAUACAAUAAAAAUGAGAGGCAGGGUACUUCAUAACAGCCAUAAGUGUAGUAAUGCUGCAGGUAGUAGACAGUCUUACUGUGAGGGAGGGAAGCACUAUAAUCCUGGUUAGCACAUUAAACCUUAGUUUUCCAAGAUUUCUUUUCUGACAUUAAAUUUGUAAUGAAAUAGCUAGGCUCGUACUAAUUUAAGAGAAGUAGGCAGUUUGACCAUUUUGAAAGUCUCUGUAAUGAUAUAAUGUCAAUCGACCGAUAAAAUGUUGCUUCUUGGGUAAAGAAGCAGGAAAAAAGUCUGCCAUAAAACCACCAGCAGUCUGCUUUUACAUUUUGGCUUUUGUUGCAAAUAAUUUACUGUAUCUGAUGAUUUUACUCCACUGUGUAUCACAGUGAAUACCCUAGCUAAACUAAUUCUUCUGAAUGAUAUUGUGUUAUUCUAUAUUUAAAAAAUAAAUAUAUACAUAUAUUCCAUGGAAUUUCAUGGAUACUUACUUUGUAUUUUCUCUAAAGCCCUCUGUUUUAGAUACUUUUUGUAAAACAUUUCUCUUGUUUCCUGAAACAUGGGGUUCCUACUUCUCUGAAGAGUUUGCUGUCAGUAACCUUGUGUACAUCUGCCACGUCACUCUCAAAUCAAAUGUGAUCUUUAUGGUAGUGUUUGCUUCAUGACUGUUGAUGCUACAGAAUAGCAAUUAAGCUCUCAUACCCACUGAGCACUGGGUACCUUGCCUAGAGGGAACCCCAGGAAUUAUCUGCAAAUUUAUUUUUUUCUUUCUCUAGGAAUGCCUGUUUUUUCUUGUCUAUACUUGGCUCAGCUUCCGUCUUUACCUUUCGUUCCUCUCCAUUAUCAUUUACCCUUUACCUUGAAGUAGACAGUUGAUGCUGUCUGUCUUGCUGUUAAUUUCUGUAAAAGCAUACCAAGUGUUGUACACUUUGAGUUAGCUCCGGGGAUAUGUGAGCAAUUGUUUCAGGCCAGUUUUGCCAUUUGAAAUUAUAGGGACUGUCAGUGCUGCUAUUCAGCAGCCAAAUCCUGUUUUGCAGCUAGCCUAUUUGUUAUUCACCACUCUCUGUCAUUCAGAGCCAGAGAGUUGCCAGAACAAAGGCGGGUUUUGUGCAUUGUUUCUUGAUACUGAGCCUUCAUAAGCAAUAAUUUUUUAAAAAUACAUUUUUGAACCUAUUUUUAUAAUCCAUUUUAUGAUAAAGCAUGGAAUAGCUAAUAGUAAAUGUGGGCUGCCCUACUGUGCUACCUCUUCUUUACGAUAUUUAGGAUGUGUUUUGUUGACUUUUUUUUUUAAAUGAGCAAAACAAAAUGGAAAACAAAUAUAAAGGAAUAGAUUACAUUCUAGCAUACAGCCAUACCAAAACUAGAUAUUACAAUGUAGGAGCAAAUGGUUCUAGUUGUUUUAAACAUUUUUCAUCCUUGUCCUCUCUCUUCCUCCCUCUUGAAAUAGUAAGAAACCCAAAUAAUCAGAAUAUCUGCUGUUUUCAGAGAUCCACAGAGGCAUAGCCAACAUUAUCUUUGAUGUAACAUCUCCAAAAGAAUAUCAAAGGAAAUAAAAAGUCAAUUUUUUUUUUUUUCACAAAUUAAAAAGCAUGUGUGCAAACUUGAACAUAUUGGUAGGCUGUUUUGUAUUGCUUAGCUAGUAUGUGUACUGAUUGCUGUUAAACAGUU
Corapipo altera (White-ruffed manakin) is the source of this 4591-nucleotide messenger RNA. RefSeq names its product lysine demethylase 4C (gene KDM4C). Gene Ontology annotation, cellular component: nucleus. Gene Ontology annotation, molecular function: histone H3K36 demethylase activity; histone H3K9 demethylase activity. NCBI's taxonomy places the organism in Eukaryota, Metazoa, Chordata, Aves, Passeriformes, Pipridae. The transcript has 19 exons. The record is from RefSeq and is a predicted model, not a curated record. Gene Ontology annotation, biological process: chromatin remodeling. The coding region runs from base 155 to 2656 and encodes 833 amino acids.